Messenger RNA from Talaromyces amestolkiae, 1002 nucleotides. RefSeq lists its product as uncharacterized. Lineage: Eukaryota; Fungi; Ascomycota; Eurotiomycetes; Eurotiales; Trichocomaceae. The transcript has 2 exons. The record is from RefSeq and is a predicted model, not a curated record. Bases 1 to 1002 code for a protein of 333 amino acids.
AUGCCCGGUCCUUUAUUUCUUCUCAGAGGCAAAUUCUUCCCACCCAAGCAAAUCACAACGACUUUCGAAGGCAAGACCGUGAUCGUGACAGGGUCAAACUCCGGCGUGGGUUAUGCAACCGCCCUCAAAUAUGUCCAACUCGCCGCAUCAACAGUCAUUCUGGGUGUCAGGAGUCUGCAGAAGGGCGAGCUGGCAAAAUCGCAAAUUGAAAAAGCCACAGGACGGGCAGGCGUUGUCCAAGUAUGGCAAUUGGACAUGGCUAGCUUCGAAAGCAUCGAUGCAUUCGCCAAGCGAGUUGAGAGCUUGAAAAGGGUCGAUAUCGUUGUUCUCAACGCAGGUAUCAUGACUCGCACGUUCAAGGUGUCUGAGAAGGGAUGGGAGAACAAUCUUCAAGUCAAUACUCUUGGGACUGCGCUCUUAGCGAUCCUCCUCGCCCCAAAGCUGCAGGCGUCCCAUACUGCAAAUUCACCGGCACAUCUGGUUGUAGUCACAUCGACAGGGCAUAUUGAUGUGCAGUUGAAACCUCAAGACGAAGAUCGGCUUCUCCACAAAUACAACAGUGACCUUGGGGUGGGACCGUAUCAGCAGCAUGUGGCCUCUAAGCUAUUCAUGAUGUGGAUUACAAGAGAGCUAGCAUAUCGCUGUGUCGAUGGCAAAGGCAAACCAACGGUGAUUGUUAAUGAUGCGUGUCCUGGUGCAUGCCGAAGCGACGUCGCAAGAGAGUUCGACAGCACUCUAUUCGUCGUUAUCAAGGGCAUCGGCUCUUAUUUGCUUUUGAGACCUGCAGAAAAUGGCGCUCGCGUGCUUGUUGGCGCAUCCACUUUAGGGGAGGAUUCACACGGACGGUGGUUGUCUGCAGAUGGAAGCUACGGGCAAGCUGGCAAGUAUAUUACGAGUGACGAAGGCAAGAUCUUGCAGAAGGCAAUGUGGACUGAAGUCGUCGAUGUUCUUGAGGAGAAAAUCCCUCGGGUCAAGGAUGCGGUUGCGAGUCUGUCCGAGUGA